AUGAAUCGAUCUCAAAAUUCUCAACAGUCUCAACUCAGCUCAUCAAAACCCAGUCUGAUCGGGAUGAUUCGUGCUCGAAAGUUAGCAAUAAAGAUCAAACGACGCGCUCAGUUUCUGGUGGCGGAUAAACGACGACGUGAGAACUGUGGUAAAGCAAUCUUGAUCCAUCAUGAUAUACCUCAGUCAAGCUCGAAUAAGGCUCUCAGUUUAAAUGAUGAAAGAUUUCUAACAUCAAGCGAUGGCAGACUGUUAGUCAGCUCACGGCAGUAUCUAACACAUUCUAGCCGUGAAAUCGAAAGCAAAAAGCGUCCAGUUCGGGAAUACAAAACAACACCAGAUCAUGUUUUCCCAGUAAUGGCUAUUGAAUCAAAGAUCGGGGAGAUACUUGAAUCUCGACUGGAAGGAAUGAAGUAUAGUCCAGUAUAUGGCAAAGAGAUCAGUAAACGUUUGGCUGAAGAGAUCAAGAAGGAAGUACAAACAAGCUAUGAUCUAAAAAGAUAUAAGUUGAUAUGUGUUGUAAAUAUAGGAGAGAUGAAACCUUCGUCUCUAGGUAGUGCGCGCUUUGGGAGUCGUUGUUUAUGGAACACAACGUUUGAUAACUUUGCAUCUUCAUUCUAUCAAAACAGUCAAGUGUUUGCUGUGGCAACUCUAUAUGCUGUUUAUUACGAAUAA
This is a messenger RNA of Paramuricea clavata, 672 nucleotides long. The record is from the annotation of a GenBank genome assembly. NCBI's taxonomy places the organism in Eukaryota, Metazoa, Cnidaria, Anthozoa, Malacalcyonacea, Plexauridae.